AUGGCGGUUUCCACAGGAGUUAAAGUUCCUUGGAAUUUUCGCUUGUUGGAAGAACUCGAAGGACAGAAAGGAAUAGGUAAUGGUACAGUUAGCUGGGGCCUUGAAGAUGAUGAAGACAUGACACUUACAAGGUGGACGGGCAUGAUUAUUGGGCCACCAAGGACAAACUAUGAAAACAGACUAUAUAGCCUGAAAGUAGAAUGUGGAUCUAAAUGCCCGGAAGCUCCUCCAUCAGUUAGAUUUGUAACAAAAAUUAAUAUGAAUGGAAUCAAUAAUUCUAGUGGAAUGGUGGAUGCACGAAGUAUACCAGUUUUAGCAAAAUGGCAAAAUUCCUAUAGCAUUAAAGUUGUACUCCAAGAGCUAAGACGUCUAAUGAUGUCCAAAGAAAAUAUGAAGCUUCCACAGCCACCGGAAGGACAGAGGUACAACUGAUUUUAGUGGAUCUCAAACUUGUCUUAAAUCAACAACCUUCUACUCAUGUUAAUGUCUUGAUUAAGUAUCACCAUGCAAAAUACCCACACAUUAAGUAAAAGAAUUCCAGCUGGUAAACAUGACCUGGACAGUUGUAAGAAUAUAUUUAAUAUAUGUACACCUAUUAUGUUUUCAGAUAACAAGAGAAGUGCAGCACAGUUUCUCUUUCUCUUCUUAAAGCACUGUCAUUUAAACAUGAACCUGAAGUAUUCAAAAUUGAAUUCAGGUUUUCAAGACAAAAGCAUGACAAAGGAGUGUCAGAUGGCAGUGAAAACCUUUGUCUCAAGAAGGAAGAACAGAACUGGCAUGCUUUAUCCAUCGUCCUUAGACCACAGUGAACUGUUUAAAGUAGCAGGUAUAAUGAGUUGUCACAAUUGUGUUCACUCUUGAAGCGGUGAGGGUGUGGGUGCUGACUGCUAUAGCAUCAAACAUAGCUUCAGGAUUGUUUUGAUACCUGUA
Molecule: messenger RNA, 930 nt
Organism: Peromyscus californicus insignis
Lineage: Eukaryota; Metazoa; Chordata; Mammalia; Rodentia; Cricetidae
Product: ubiquitin-conjugating enzyme E2 variant 2-like
Exons: 1
Coding region: 1-432 (143 amino acids)
Biological process (GO): protein K63-linked ubiquitination; DNA damage tolerance
Cellular component (GO): nucleus
Source: RefSeq, a predicted model, not a curated record